Strongylocentrotus purpuratus (purple sea urchin) is the source of this 4940-nucleotide messenger RNA. RefSeq names its product DNA-binding protein RFX6. The transcript is spliced from 18 exons. The record is from RefSeq and is a predicted model, not a curated record. Lineage: Eukaryota; Metazoa; Echinodermata; Echinoidea; Camarodonta; Strongylocentrotidae. Bases 661 to 3489 code for a protein of 942 amino acids. Gene Ontology annotation, molecular function: RNA polymerase II cis-regulatory region sequence-specific DNA binding; DNA-binding transcription factor activity, RNA polymerase II-specific. Gene Ontology annotation, biological process: regulation of transcription by RNA polymerase II.
UCCUCCUCCUCCUCCUCCUGCUACUAUACCGCUACUUCAUUGUUAUGAUUUUCAUAGUGAUGCUUUGCAUAAAUCCAGUGAUAAUAUAUUUUGUCCAUUUCUGAGCCAUUACUGCGCAUGCGUACGACUAUUUAAAGCCUCAAACAAACAGACGCCAUAAUUGAUGUAGUAAUAUCGUAAGAGGUUGCCGCUGUGUAAAUACAACUUCUGAUAACUGGACCGCAUUUAGAAUAGUUAAUUUAUAUGAGCAUGGCCUUAAUAGCAAGACGCCUGAGUUUGUCUCGCGUAAAAAGAUAUCAAUUCGUGGCACGAUCCCCAAAAGCAGGAUUUUGAAAAAGAUUGCAUUCGAGAUCAACACGCAUUUUCUAUCUAUACGUGAUUUCAAAAACGGAUCGUAACUUUGGCGACUGGUGUAAAACCAUUCUACCAAGGUAUAAUCUGACUCUCUUAUUCUGUUAAUCGGGUAUUUUUCCGUACCCUAUCGUUAAAGUGGACAUGCUCAGCACCUACAUAAUAGAUGCAAGUUUCUGAGUGAGUCCCCCGGUACUCGAGGCUUCAAACACGACCAAGGACGCCCACGAAGGAGGAGUUAUAGGAGCUGGUAGGGAAGUUUAGCGGAACGGUGCGAGAAUCCAACGGGAGAUUAACGGGCUAGCUAGGAUGGCGAGUAAGCGGUCGAUGAGCGUGAUCAAGUUGGUUGUCGACGGUGAACAUCCCGCGAAGAAAACGCUCUUCCAAAGCAACAUGAGCGAAGGUGAGACGGCAGAGUCUUCCUCGGAGGAUGAGCACGAAAUAGAACUCGAAAACGGGUCCGUCGACGAUGGAAUUAGGAAGACAGACGUAGACAACCAAAACGAAGAUGAAAUGCACAAGACUAAGAAAGAUGAAACCAAGAAAACGACUGGCAAAAAGACCGUAGCCCAAAUGGUCAAAGACAAGAAGAAACAAACUGCACUAACUUUGCAAUGGUUGGAAGAGAAUUACUGUAUAUGUGAGGGAGUAUGCUUGCCACGGUGUAUUCUUUAUUCACACUACCUCGACUUUUGCCGCAAGGAGACUCUUGACCCAGCAUGCGCUGCUACGUUUGGCAAGACAAUUCGACAGAAAUUCCCAAAUCUGACUACAAGACGACUUGGAACGAGAGGCCAUUCAAAAUAUCACUACUACGGUAUUGGUAUCAAAGAAUCCAGUGCUUAUUAUCAUACAGUCUACUCUACCAAGGGACUUACAAGAUUUUCAGGGGCCAGAUUAAAAAGCGAGGGUGGUUUCACCCGGAAGUAUUCCUUGUCAUCGAAGACAGGGACACUACUGCCAGAGUUCCCGGAUGCUCAGCAGAUGGCUCUACCCUUUGUUCUGUCAGCGGAAAGGGUCGAUACCCUUCUUGUCAUGUACAAGACUCAUUCUCAGUGUGUACUUGACACGAUCAUCAAUUCAAGCUUCGAUGAGAUCCAGAACUUUCUGCUGCAUUUCUGGCAAGGCAUGCCCGAUCACCUCCUACCCUUGCUCGAUAAUCCCAUCAUGAUUGACCUCAUUUGCAUAUGCGAUUCGAUACUCUACAAGACAGUGAUCGAUAUCCUUAUUCCAGCUACCAUGCAAGAAAUGCCUGAAAGUUUACUGACGGAUAUCCGACGUUUUACUCGACAAUGGGAGUUAUGGCUGACGUCAUCACUUGAGAACCUACCUGACACCCUCAAAGAAUCCAAGAUGACCGUGGCUAGACGCUUUGUCCAGUCGCUUAAAAGACAAUCCUCGUUCCUGCACUUAGCUCAGACGGCUCGUCCUGUUCUGUUCGACCAGCAGCUCGUUGACCAGAUGAUUGAAGACCUUGAGAAGGUUGAUCUGUGCUCUAUUGGAUCUCAUGCAAUGCUGUCUGUUAGUCAAGAUGAAACUGACUCGGAACUGAACACUGAAUUUCUGAAUGACUUUAAGGAACUUCUGAAGAAACAAGCCACGGUGGAGGCUUUUACUGAAUGGCUAGACCAGGUCGUCGAGUCAAAGGUCAUCAAGCCGAGUAAGCAGAACGGGCGUUCCUUCAAGAAGCGAGCUCAGGAUUUCUUGCUGAAAUGGUCUUUCUUUGGAGCUCGUGUCAUGCAUUCACUAACAAUUAAUAAUGCACAGAGCUUUGCGUCCUUCCAUCUGAUUCGGAUGCUGCUUGAUGAGUACAUUCUCCUGGCUGUGGAAAGCCAAUUCAACACAGAAAAGGACAACGACCUUCAAAAUCGCCUGGAGAAACACAUGAAGGCCUCAGGUAACACUCAGAGACCGCUAUCCAAUCCUGCUGGGUCUUGUUUCCUUGCUAACCGCAACGGAGUACAGAGACAGCAAGUUGGCCUUGGGGACCAGUCACAGUGCAAGCGGGAAGAAGUGAUCGACCAUAACCGCAACACGCUUUAUCCCGGACAUAUGAGCUCCCUAGCGCCUGGAGAAAGAGACUACCUCAUGCCUUAUGGAACCACACCCCAUCAUCAUUCCCUCGGGUCACGUACCAACCCAAUGUUGACUCCUCCCAUCUCGCCUAUCGUCAUGCGCAACUCUGUCAUCAACCAAACGCCUCUACCGCUGGCGCCUCAUGCUGGCCCCUCCCACAACCAACCUUUCAUGCCGUCCACGUCCCCGCAAGCUGGUUUCCCCUAUGUUAAUCACAUUCAGGGGCAGGAGCCGUAUCUCUCGUCUGCGAGGACCCAAAACUACAUGGCCCCGUACCCAGCAUCCAACUACUACCACCAUCCAACUGUAUUUCCUCAGGGCUACAAUAGUUCGCCCUAUUAUCCACGCUCUCACGAUUCUGCAGAUGCAGGGGGCGUGGCCUACCCAGAUUCCUACUCACACCGGGAUGAUCGUUACUAUGGCAAUUGUGCAAUGGGCGGGGAAAGGCAGGAUGCAUCGGGUUCCACCUACCCCUACUCCACUAAUAGCUACAACCAAGCUUAUUACCACCCGAACCAGACAGCGAGUCAAAACAAACCAAUAGCAGCGGAAAGGGUCUCAGUCAUCACCAGUAACUCAUUUGCCAAUCGCACCCGUCUGGAACAUCAGACGAACCCUAAUUCAGACAGCUACGCACAGGACAUGCGACCCUUCGAGUACGCCAGCCAAAAUGGCGGCCGUCAUCCGCACGAGCACUUCAGCGACGAAGCGGACACAUUGCGUAUGCUGGAAGCGGCGUGCGGAGGAGAGCAGGGAAAGAACCCCGGACAUCAGCACCAGAACAACUUCAUCAACCCAUCGGCAUUCCAAGAAACAACCCAUCAGGACUACCCUAUGGGCAACAAUGGACUAGUCCCAAGUCAAAAUGGCUCAAGUGUGACUUCAGAUUCCUAUGGACAGCCUGGGAUCUACCAUCCAGAGAAUGGGGGAGCGACGCAUGGAUUAUCACAGAGGGAGCACUUGGAUAACAGUACCGUUUCUGCAUUAGGAGCUUCUACCUCCCUCAGUGAAAAUGCACAUGGACCUCCUUUACCUUCCAUUAAUACAGUGUUCAGCCUUUGAGAGAGAGAGAGAGAGAGAGAGAGCAAAAGGGCGAUUUGCUGUUUGGUCUACAACCAGUUGGUCUACUACCCAAUUAGUCUAUUCCCAUUUACUUUCCACAUGGUCUAACAAUCAUUUUUGUCUACUUAUCAUUGGUAUAAUGACUGUUUAGGGCUAAUGACCAAUUGGUCUAAUCUCCAAUAAGAAUGCUUAAAAUGUUUUCUUUUGCUCAUUUAGUCUCAUUUCCAGUGGGUCUAACUGCUAGUUUGUUCAAUGCCAUUUCUUUGCUACUAUUCCCAAGGUCUAAUAUUCAUUUUUAAAAUUGAUAUUUAUGAUUUAACCAUGUGGAUAGUAGAUGGGCUGAGUGUGGACCAUAUGGGAAAGACCAAUUGGGUAGAAGAUGAACCGGUUGUAGACCAAACAACACUAAACUAGAGAGAGAGAGAGAGAGAGAGAGAGGGAGGAAAAGAAAACAACAUCCUGGUUUAAAGGUUGCUUAGAAGUAAAAUGCAGAGGCAUGAAAAGAAGUUUGUUGAAAACAAAACUGAAUACUUUGUGAUAGUUCUUGUAAAUGCAGGUGUACGAAAACCAAAAAAAGGACAUUACAUGCUUUCACGGAUGUGAUGAAUAGACAUCAAUAUUUAAUGAAAUAUCCUUGCCUAAAUAGUGUUUGAACUAUGAAUACAUUUAGAAUAUUGUUGUAGUUUUGUAGUCAUUACUCCAUAUUAAUAUUUUCAUGCUGGUCAUGAUAAUAAAACCGUUACCCAUUUAUUCCAACUUCUUGUAAAAUACAAACACCUUGUAGUUAAUAGUUUUGUGUGGUGUGUGAUCUUGUUAUAGCUAGUCUUUCAAAGUUGAUGUCUUUUGUACAUAUAAAUGAUAUAUAUUUCAAAUUAAAUGAAAGACAUUUCAUGAUAUAUGAUGUCCCUCAAUUUAAGAUUAAACUACUCCUUUUGUUCUUUGAGUAAAUAUAUGAAAUUAAAUUUGUGUGUAAAAUGUUGGACUCACGCUAUUACCUGUAACAACAUGUACUGUAUGUAUUCCAAUGUAAAUAAAUGUGUAAUGAUCAGGUCCCUCCUAGCUUUCAAGACUCAACAAAACAAUGGAUGUGUGCUAUGCAAUGUAAUGUAACUUAAAAAUCAUUUUAUCUUUUUUUAGUUGUUGUUAAAAUCAUUGACUGAUAAAUAAAUAACACAAGGUACAAAAGCGGUUAAUACCAUACUUGUGUUUUAUUAAACAAAAAACAGACAUACGUAUCAAUCUUAUAAAAUAAAAAUCACUUUAUGCUCUUUCAUCAUUCAUUAUUGGAAGUUAAUUUAUUGAAAGAUGACUUUCUUGAUAAUUGUAUUAAGUAACCUGUAAAGUGAAUCAUAAUUUCGUGCCAGAAAAGAAAGGACAAUUAUAAAUAAAUCUAUCAAAUAUUUGAUACAAUGCUGGGCAUUUUGUUAAUCAAUAAAUAACUAUGCUGCCAA